Galendromus occidentalis (western predatory mite) is the source of this 1272-nucleotide messenger RNA. Its product is annotated as PI-PLC X domain-containing protein 2. The transcript is spliced from 8 exons. Gene Ontology annotation, molecular function: phosphoric diester hydrolase activity. Gene Ontology annotation, biological process: lipid metabolic process. The record is from RefSeq and is a predicted model, not a curated record. The coding region runs from base 1 to 1272 and encodes 423 amino acids. Lineage: Eukaryota; Metazoa; Arthropoda; Arachnida; Mesostigmata; Phytoseiidae.
AUGCGGGAAAUCACUUUCCAUUUGCACGAACUCAAUCAAACGAUAGUGAGCGGAGGUACAUUGAUCUUGGCCGCCGAUGAAAAUUUUGGAAGCAAAGCUCAUUCCUGGAACCUUAAUAGCUCUCUGAGCGACAAAACGGAUUACUUCAGCGGAAGGGUCUUCUCGGGGAUCAAAUUCAACCAUACGAAUUUCCGCGAUCGUCGUGUGGGAAACUCAUGCUUGGGCUUCCAUGUGAAGCUCGAGAUGAAUGGCGAGCGCCUUGCAUGGAAUUGUCUCAGGAUCCACCCCGACUGGAUGGGCGAAAUCCUUCUCACUCAUCCCGGUUUCGGUCGGUAUGUAUUCUCAGGGUCCCUCCCUCUGACGUAUUUGGCAGUGCCAGGAACGCACAACGCCGGUUCCUUCAAAGUUUUCGAGGGAACCGACGACAUGGACGAGUUAUAUCGCGACUGCCAGGAAGAGGACACGUAUACGCAGCUGAUCUACGGUUCUCGAUAUCUUGAUCUUCGACCGGGUAUCAAUUAUGUCAAGCAGGUCAAAGGAAUCACGGAAUUCUGGAUAUUCCAUUGGGUCCUCCAGACGAAUAAUCGGCUUCGAGAUGUUCUGCUUGAUGUGAAGAGGUUUCUGGACGAGCAUCCGGCUGAAGUGGUCUUCGUCGACUUCCACGAGUUCCCUUAUUUCUUCGAUCAUUACGCAGAAUUAGACCAGCUCGUUGAGAACUGUUUGGGGGGCUACAUCUUCAAAGGGGACGCUUUCAAAACGACACUGUCAGAAGUUCUAGCGUCUGAUCAACGAGCCGUCGUAUCCUUUGCAGAGGGCGCGAGACUCUCCAAAAAGUACCUUCCCGGCGUGCAGCACAUAUGGGCCGACACCGACGUGCUCUACGAUCUCAAAGUAUUUGUUGAACGCACACAAAUGGACAAACACUUUUCCGGGAGACGGUUCCUAUAUUCGGCGAUGGCUGAACUCACACCAACCGGUUGGGGCAUCGCGACAAAUCGCUACGAGGGGGUCCGAGGUCUGGCACACCAACACAAUCUACAGAUCUCUUCGUGGUGGGUGUCAGAUCCCUCGUACCGGGACUCCUCCAACAUCGUGUCGGUGGACUAUCUGAUGUCGUCGGACAUCGUGGAGGCGUGCAUAUCGAUAAACUCAGAACGCGCACAACAGGGAAGCCUUAGCAGGAACGGAAAUCUUCGGAGCUCCGACGGGAGACGGAAUCUGGCGUCUAACGUAUACGGUCACGCGACCUUCCCUUUCCUCCCACCAGCUUAG